GUGUCCAGGUGUGCUGGUCCGCUCGUCUUCCUGUUGGAGCCCUGCAGCAGGAAUGUGACGGGAAUCUCCAACCACUUUAGACAGACUUCCUGCUGAUUUCCUGCCGACUUCCUGCUGACUUCCUGCUUCCCACCAAGCCUCAGGCAGACGGACAGCCAUGGGCGUCCUCUGGCUCGUCCUCCUGUCCUGCCUCCCGUCCUGCCUCCCCGACAUGCUGUGUCCGAAGCGCUGCACCUGCCAGAACCUGCUGCCGUCCUACACGGUGCUGUGCGCCAAGACGGGCCUGCUCUUCGUCCCGCCAAACAUCGACCGGCAGACGGCCGAGCUGCGGCUGAUGGACAACUUCAUCACCACGCUGAGACACCGAGACUUCGCCAACAUGACCAGCCUGGUGAGUCCUGGUGCUGAACUUAUUACGCCGUUGAUUUGGUGUCCGGCUUCAGGAGCCACUCAGACAUCAGGCAUGUCCACCUGCAGGUGGCGCUAUGCUGUGUCGAGUUCCCCUGAUUACCUCCUGUGUCUUUUAAGUCCACCUGUUGUCCUCGUCUCUUGCCGUCUGACAGCCGUCCCAGUCGAGCUGUCUAGUCCUGAGUCGCGCCGAGCGCAGCUGCUGCAGGGCAGCAUCAGGACGAGCUUCAGUAUGUCCCUGUCCUGUCCCCCGCAGGACUUCCUGGAGACGCUGGAGGACCUGGACCUGAGCUACAACAACCUGGUGGACAUCCCGUGGGACACGGUGUCCCUGCUGGUGAGCGUCAACACGCUGAGCCUGGACCACAACCUGAUCGAGAGCGUCCCCGAGGGAAUCUUCUCCAACCUGCACAAACUGGCCAGUUAUUUCCUAAUUGGUGGAAACAAAGUCGACGUGGCAUUUGGCCACUUCCUGUCGGCCGCCGCGGCGUCUGGCCACUUCCUGUCGGCCGCCGCGGCGUCUGGCCACUUCCUGUCUGACCAGUGUCUCCCAGCAGACUGCAUUAACAUUCCUGCACCACCACAGCAGAGCUGCGUCCUGAUUGGCUGGAGGCCUCAGCCCCUGCGGGGCUCGGACCGGAUCCACUGCAGUCCGGUGCGGCGCCGUGUAGUGAGGCUCUCUCUCUCCGUGCUGCAGGAGGAGUUCGUCUGCGAGCCGCCCAUGAUAACGCGCCACACCUCCAAGAUGUUUGUGAUGGAAGGUCAGGAGGUCAGCCUGCGCUGUAAGUCCAUCGGGGACCCGGAGCCGUCCACGCACUGGGUCAGCCCGGACGGGAAGCUGAUCGGGAACACGUCCAGAACCGUCUGCUACGAGAACGGGUCGCUGGACAUCCUGAAGGCGUCCGUCAAGGAUUCUGGGAAGUUUAUGUGCAUCGCGUCCAACGCAGCGGGCGAAGCCACCGCCCCCGUUGAGCUGGUCGUCAACGCCUCCCCACACUUUGGGCCCAAACUGGAGCCGGACCCGGGCCCCUCAGACAUCCCCACAUCCAUCAAAUCCAACGUGAGCGGGGGCCAGGCCCGGGCCGACCCGCAGCGGGUCAGCGUGUCGGACCUGACCUCCAGCUCCGCCCUGAUCCGCUGGCCGCCACAGAACCACAUCCCAGGGGUCCGCAUGUACCAGGUCCAGUACAACAGCUCCACCGAUGACAUCCUGAUCUACAGGAUGAUCCCGGCCAAUCACAAGUACUUCCUGCUGAGCGACCUGGCGGCGGCGCGGGACUACGAGCUUUGCGUCCUGGCGGUCUACGACGACGGCGUCACCGCGCUGACCGGAACCAAGAUGGUGGGCUGCGUCUCCUUCACCACCGACUCCGAGUACGGCCGCUGCCACUCCAUCCGGGACCAGUUCCUGGGCGGCACCAUGAUCAUCAUCAUCGGCGGGAUCAUUGUGGCGUCGGUGCUCGUCUUCAUCUUCAUCCUGCUGAUGAAGUACAAGCUCCAUAGCAACCACUACAAGCAGAAAGCCGCGGCGCGUCACGCCAACGUCUGCUCCCAGACCAACGGAGGCGGAGGGGGCGGAGCCAGCGGCGUCCUGGCGCUGCCUCCCUCCGCCGCGGGGGGUGCAGGCGCUAAUAAAAGCUGCACGCCGGCGGCAGAGGCAGGAGCUUCUCUCAGAGGGACGACCGUGGUGGACCUGAACCCGAGUCUCGACGAGGACGCCGCGUCCCAAUAACAGGAAGCCGGACGCUCCGCGCCGACGCCCCUUCCUGUUUGUCUCACUGCGUUUCUUUUUCUGCUCCGUCCCGGAGUCAAACUGGACUUCCUGUGAGGAGCAGCGGCGCUCAGCGAUUUUUUUCACACUCAGACGAGGAAGAGGUGUUCUGGCCUGGAAUCGCCUCCGGUCCAGAUCUGGCCCGGAUCUCAGCCUGCUGAUGUUCUGGACCCAGUGAGGUUCUGGUUCCGGGUCGGUCCAACCAGGAGGUUCUGGUGCCGCUGCUCCUCCUAUAUGGUCACAUGCCAAAGGAUCACUGGGAGCAGCGCCUCCUGCUGGACGCCUGAGAAACAAGCGAUGGGAGGACGACCUCUGACCUCCGGACGUUUCUUCAUCCCUCCUCUGUCUUGGGGACAAAUGGACACUCUGGACGCUGUGGGACAUAAACCUGAGGAGCGCCUCGGGGAUUUAAAGAUGGCCGCCGUUGUCCCCUCCCUCCCCUGUUGCUGUCUGUGUUUGUGUGACAUCCAACCGGCUUCAGCGGUUUGAUUUACUUUAACCAUAACGAAACAAACGACACGGAGAAAAAAACACUGCAACACGUGAAACGGGAACUUUAAGCUUUCAUAGACACAAAUAUGUGGAUUUAUAAUGAAAUAAAAAGUAUUUUUCUUGGAAAA
Poecilia reticulata (guppy) is the source of this 2799-nucleotide messenger RNA. The record is from RefSeq and is a predicted model, not a curated record. Lineage: Eukaryota; Metazoa; Chordata; Actinopteri; Cyprinodontiformes; Poeciliidae.